Molecule: messenger RNA, 1107 nt
Organism: Naegleria lovaniensis
Lineage: Eukaryota; Heterolobosea; Eutetramitea; Acrasida; Naegleriidae
Exons: 5
Coding region: 1-1107 (368 amino acids)
Source: RefSeq, a predicted model, not a curated record
AUGAUCUGCAGUUCUACCGAAAGCAAUACACGCUUCAUUGCCGCUCUCGUAUUGGGAGCUGCAGGUGAUGCCAUUGGAUUCCGAAAUGGUAAAUGGGAAUUCUUAAAAGAUGGUCUCCGACUCUUUGCUGACAUGAAACAACGAUAUGGUUCGAUUGAAAAUAUUAACGUUUCUGAUCAUGCUUCAUGGAAAGUUUCCGAUGAUACAGUCAUGUUUCUAGCAACUGCUGAAUCUCUCCUUGAAAGUCACAAAUCCAAACAAGUGAAUUUUCAUGAGAAGAUGACCACCAUGGCCAAAUAUUAUUAUUCAUGCGUUACAAAAGAUAUGGAUGGACGUGCACCUGGAUUGAAAUGUAUUUCAUCGCUCUCUAUUUUGAAAGGACAAUUUGAGAGAUGGAAUGCUUUGCCCUAUGAUCGAGCUGGUGGAGGAUGUGGUGGUUCCAUGAGAUCUCAACCUUGUGGACUUAUUUACUCGGGUGAAAAGAAUCGUGAAGAACUUGUUCGAACCUCGAUUGAAUCAGGUCGUCUCACUCACAAUCAUGCCACAGGUUACAUGGGUGCCUUUGUCUCUGCUCUCUUCACUUCUUAUGCUAUUGAGAACAUUCCUCCAAGAGAAUGGGGAUAUUUAUUCAUCACCAAAGAUUAUCCAUUAGCUCUCAAUUAUGUGAAAUUUUCACAACGAGAUUUACCUCAAACCACCAACGACAUGGAAAAAUUUAAAACAAAAUUCACUCAAUACUUGAAAGAAAGAGGCAUUGAAAAUGGGAAUACAGAUCCCAAAUUUCCUUCUUCAUAUGGAAUUCCUGAACGUGAGGAAUUUUACAAAAAGUGGAGUUACGAUGGAUGGGCUGGAGCGAGUGGCGACGAUUCAGUUAUUAUUGCCUAUGAUGCCUUGUUGGGAAGUAAUGGAGAUUGGGAAGAAUUUGUUCAUCGUGGAGUGCUACAUGGUGGAGAUAAUGAUAGUACUGGAUGCAUUGGAGCUACUUGGUUUGGAGCUUAUUAUGGAUUUCCUGAUAAGAAAUUUGAGAAAAAUUGGAAAAAUAUUGAAUAUUAUGAUCGAAUUGUAAAGGUUGCCAAUGAAUUGUAUUUACAAAAUCAAAAGCUUUAA